UAAUCAUUCUAACCUUACAAAUUGAAUAGAAGCAAACUAAUCUGUUUAUAUUUUCGAAGUGUUAGAAAUCUAUCAAUUAUUUUACAAAAUGAGUUUUUGUGGCUACCAGAGUGAAAUACGAGAAGGCGACACUGUUAUUUUGUAUUUGACCAUAAAUCAAUAUUACAGCAUAGAGGCUAAAAAUACUACUUUGAGUAAGAAAGGGGCACCAAUUCAAAAUGUUAUUCAGACUCCAUACGGAUCUUUGGCAUGUGGCGAUUUAAUUGGAAAAAAAUACGGAACUAAAAUCCAACUUAAAAAGGGUUGGGCUUAUGUUCUCCAGCCAACUCCUGAGUUUUGGACAGAAAUUCUACCCCACCGAACCCAAAUUAUUUACACUCCCGAUAUAAGUAUGAUUCUUCUGUUUUUAGACUUAAAACCCUCUAGUAUUGUGAUAGAAAGUGGUACUGGAAGUGGUUCACUUUCACAUGCUAUUAUAAGGAAGAUAAAACCAAGUGGGCAUUUAUAUACCUUUGAUUUCCAUGAAACUAGAGUUGAAAUUGUGAGAAAAGAAUUUGCAGACCAUGGGCUCAGUGAUUUUGUUACAGUUCAAACUAGAGAUGUCUGUACAACUGGCUUUGGUGAAGAAUUACAUGGAAAAGUCGAUGCAAUAUUUUUAGAUCUACCGCAACCAUGGUCAGCAGCAAACUUCACCCCUAAAAUGUUUAAGGGAAGAGGGGGACGAUUAUGUUCAUUUUCUCCCUGCAUCGAACAGGUACAAAAAAUGUGUGGUGUUUUAUCGAACUUAGGAUAUCAAGAAAUUCAAACAAUGGAAGUUCUUCAAUCUUACUUUGCAGUCCAGAAGAGGAAGAUGCAUGUGCUGAAUUUAAAUAUGCUGAAAACUCCUAACUCUAAUGAAAAAGAAAAUGAGAAAACAGAGAAAGAAUAUGCAAAUUUUAUCACAUCCAUAUCGCCAAACUCAUUACCGGGACAUACUGGCUAUUUGACCUUUGCUACAUUCCCACCAACUCAUUCUAUCUAUUGUAAUAAUGUUAUUAUUAAAAGUGAAUUAAACUAAUACUAGUAUUUUUACCCAACUAUUCAUAUCC
Messenger RNA from Harmonia axyridis, 1088 nucleotides. RefSeq names its product tRNA (adenine(58)-N(1))-methyltransferase catalytic subunit TRMT61A (gene Trmt61). Gene Ontology annotation, biological process: tRNA methylation. The transcript has a single exon. Bases 89 to 1057 code for a protein of 322 amino acids. The record is from RefSeq and is a predicted model, not a curated record. NCBI's taxonomy places the organism in Eukaryota, Metazoa, Arthropoda, Insecta, Coleoptera, Coccinellidae. Gene Ontology annotation, cellular component: nucleus; tRNA (m1A) methyltransferase complex.